This is a messenger RNA of Elaeis guineensis (African oil palm), 1090 nucleotides long. The record is from RefSeq and is a predicted model, not a curated record. NCBI's taxonomy places the organism in Eukaryota, Viridiplantae, Streptophyta, Magnoliopsida, Arecales, Arecaceae.
AUUGAGGGCUUGUUUACAUUUAUCAGUGGGGAUAAAUUCUUCCAUGAGUCGUCGUACACAGUAUAAUGAUCAAAUUAGCAUUAGCUGGUCUAUAAUUCCUUUUUAAACUAUCUGGUCCUUCAUGGCGGUGGUAGCAAGGAUAUCCAAACAAACGUUUAUGCACCAUGCUGCUUCAUUUUGCUAUGACAGUUCAUUUUGUGCUUUUUUGUGUUUGAUAUGGUGUAACAUAGAUCACAACAAGCACAAGCAUUUAUCUGAAUCUAUUUGACUGCUCAAUUGCUCUAAUUUAUGAGAAAACUGUGUGCAGGCGGGAGUUGCUAAGUAGAGAGAGAGAGAGAGAGAGAUUAGCAGGAGGAAUUGGACAAGGUUGUUGGUUUCUUAAUCCUGAAUCUGGUUAUCAAAAUCCAUCAAAAGGCUGUUUUUCCAUUUCCAGUAAUUGGGGAUUGUGCAAGUGAUCAAUUCUCAGGACCCCUUCUGUUUCUAAUUUCUUCUGCAUUGCCUCUUCAUAACUUCCACUCGCAUAAGAGAGGGCGCAUAUAAGACUUGAUUGCUUUUGGUGUAAGAUGUCGUCAAUCAAGGGAUUCAGCAGCCUUGCACCCAAGACCAAGAACCUGAUUGUCGCAGGUGGGUUGUCUGGCUUUGUCAUGGGUGUGUACUACUACACCAUGAGAGCAGUUGGAAACACAGAUGAGCUGCAGGUUGCAAUCGACAAGUUUGAAGAAUUGAAGAACAAGGAGGAGGCCGAAACAGCUGCCACACCUCGGUCUUAAGACUGACAACUGGCCUUCCAGUCACAAAACUUUUCUUAUUUUACCUUGUUGGUGUUGUAAAAGCCUGCUAGAAAAGAGGUGGUCCAGUGACAGUUUAUUGCUGCUGGAAUGAUGUCCCAGGAGAAGGAAUAGGAUGUGUAGUGCUUAAUAAUUAUGAGUUUGUUCUCAAUUGUGACAGCUAAAUAGAGUGCAAGUGUCACUAUAACUGAUGGAUCAAUGUUUUGACUUAUAGUAUGGGUGUUGUGUUUUCUUAAAAAAUAAUACCUGUUGGUCAUUAUCAGAAAUAAACUGUUUUAGCCCCCGUUGCCGGGUGUUUCUAU